AUGUCGGAACUCCGCCAGAGACAGCCUGUAUCGUCCUCGGGGCCCAGUCAAAAUACAGACUCAACACCGUCGCGCAGCCAACAGCGACGUGCCGACACGGAAGACAGCCAUGGCAUCAGCGUCCUCGACAUCAUUCGCGUUCUAGCCACGCUAGUCCUUGCUUCGUGCGGUCUCUCCUACUACAUAACCAAUUCCGAGUCCCUAUUAUGGGGCUACCGGCCCUGGUUUACUCGGUGGCCCGUCGUCAAGAACUACCUGACCGGCCCAGUGAACCUGACACCUGUCGAACUUUCCCUUUACAACGGCUCUGACCCCUCCCUGCCCAUCUACCUAGCUGUCAACGGCUCCAUUUUUGACGUUUCUGCAAACCCGCUCGUCUACGGGCCCGGCGGGAGCUACAAUUUCUUUGCCGGGCGCGACGCAACCCGCGCAUUCGUGACCGGUUGUUUCGAGGAGGACCUGACGCCGGAUCUGAUCGGGGCCGAGGAGAUGUUCAUGCCCGUGGAGGACGUCGAGGAGGCGGGGAUUACAAAUGCCCAGAAGAAGUUGCGCCUUGAGCGGGAGAUCCGCUCUGCGCGGACAGCGGUAGGGAAGACGGUAAGCCGGUGGGAGGGUUUCUUCCGGAAUCAUAAGAAGUAUUUCCAAGUUGGGAAAGUAUUGGACGAUGGAGUCGUGGAUCCAGAGAAGGGGAAGAGGGUGCUAUGUGAGGGGGCGCAGAAGCAGAGGCAGAAAAGGAGUGAGAUGAAAGAGGGGUCAUGA
Molecule: messenger RNA, 759 nt
Organism: Penicillium canariense
Lineage: Eukaryota; Fungi; Ascomycota; Eurotiomycetes; Eurotiales; Aspergillaceae
Product: putative heme/steroid binding domain protein
Exons: 2
Coding region: 1-759 (252 amino acids)
Cellular component (GO): endomembrane system; membrane
Source: RefSeq, a predicted model, not a curated record